GCAAUUCUUUGUACAAUAAAUAAUUUGACACGUAUAAACUAAGUUGAAGCUCCUCGUGCGAACGAACUAGUUCAUAAGUUCAGUUCCUGAUUGCUCAACUUCAACAUAAGAAAAACAAUUCAAUAAAACAGAGAAACAACAUGGACAAGCAACGAUUGCCGAUGCCGGAGAUAAUAAAUGAUGAUAAGCACCGGCAUAAACAGUUCAAUGGACAUUUUGACAGCAACCGAUUUCGACCGCCCAAAGUGAAAACUCGCUAUAUUGCAGUUGAGAAUAACAAUUUGAAUCGCAGUCAGUCAUUCGGAUCCUGCAGUGCAAACAACUCUCAAAUAGCGCACGCGAUUUCCUUUCGUGGCGGCUCAGAGUGCUCGGAUGCCGGUAUAUUACCAACAUCGCCAAGUGCUGCUGCGGCUAGUUCGUCUAUGUCCACGAUGUCCUGCAAUAUGAGCCACUUCGAGCAGUGUUUCGAACGACUGACAAAGCUGGGCGAAGGCUCCUUUGGUGAGGUGUUCCAGGUGCGAGAUCGUUCUGACAGCCGGCUGUAUGCGGUCAAAAUCUCCAAGCAAUUGUUUCGCGGCGAACAAUAUCGAGCUGAACGACUGGAGGAAGUACGGCGAUACGAGGAAUUCUCUGGCCAUGAAAACUGUAUUCGUUUCAUACGUGCCUGGGAGCAGUACGAUCGGUUAUUCAUGCAAAUGGAGCUGUGCCGCGAGAGCUUGGAACAGUAUUUAUAUCGCUGUCGACAUAUUCCAGAGGAUCGCAUCUGGCAUAUAUUACUCGAUUUGCUACGUGGCUUGAAGUCGCUGCACGACCGUAAUCUCAUACACUUGGACAUUAAACUGGAGAAUGUGCUGAUCGAUGAUGACGACACAUGCAAGCUGGCGGACUUUGGGCUGGUCAUCGAUGUGGACAAAGCGAAUAACCAUCAGGCAACAGAAGGUGAUUCGCGUUACAUGGCGCCUGAAAUACUGCAAGGUCACUUCUCCAAGGCUGCAGACAUCUUUAGUCUGGGGAUCGCAAUGCUGGAGCUGUCAUGCUACAUGGACUUGCCAUCCAAUGGACCGUUGUGGCAUGAGCUGCGCCAGGGCAAGCUGCCUGAAGAGUUCAUCAGCAAAAUCUCAGUGGAACUGCAGCAGGUUAUUAAAUGGAUGAUGUCGCCAGAUCCACGACAACGAGCAACGACGGAACAGCUUUUGGCGCAUCCUCGCCUUGCGCGAAUGCAAAAACAGGAAAAGUCCAUGGUCACAUUAAAACUGUUGUCGAAAUGUUUUCGCCGUUCGCGUCGUGCAUUUUGGUUAAAAAUGUGCAAUCUAAAGACAGCGGCGUAUCGUUGUUUAUUCUACUUAUUGGAAAUCUUGCAUCUGUACAAGCCCAUUACAUCUUCACAGACUCCGAUGUAUAAUGGCAACACAGCAACCGCUGCUCCCUCAUCACCAUCCACAUCGGUUGCCGGUGUGCCGCGCUUAGAGUUUCAGCUCGUGGGAUCAACGCCCAUUGGUAAUCGUGAUUGUUAUAUCUCCGAUUUUCUAUUAGCCAUGGAUAUGGAUUUAUCACAGCACGGCACACCGACAGCCUGUGAACGAGAGAACCUGGUGAAUUCGACGCCCAUAAAUCAUAAUCAUCUAACGGCCAACCGUCAAAGAAGCUCUUCCGCACGUAAGACUCAACCAGAGAAGAGCAACUUAUUGUCAGUAGAUGAAAACGGCUCAUUUGCCACGUCCCCAUCAAAAGUAUUAGAAACGUCUUCGUUUAGGGGCAAAAAACUAUUUACAGUAGAUGUUGAUGAGGAGUAAUUGGUCCUCAAGAUUGCAACGGAAUGAAUUUAUGGUUACUAAGCAUAUAUAUACAGUAUAUCAGUUACAACAAAAUGCAACCCAUACAUAUGUCAAAAAAUAUAUCGUUAUAUAUAUUUAGA
This is a messenger RNA of Drosophila navojoa, 1915 nucleotides long. It is a transcript of the gene Myt1, whose product is annotated as protein kinase, membrane associated tyrosine/threonine 1. NCBI's taxonomy places the organism in Eukaryota, Metazoa, Arthropoda, Insecta, Diptera, Drosophilidae. Gene Ontology annotation, molecular function: ATP binding; protein kinase activity. Gene Ontology annotation, cellular component: nucleus; cytoplasm. Gene Ontology annotation, biological process: negative regulation of G2/MI transition of meiotic cell cycle; meiotic cell cycle; protein phosphorylation. The record is from RefSeq and is a predicted model, not a curated record.